Molecule: messenger RNA, 4449 nt
Organism: Penicillium macrosclerotiorum
Lineage: Eukaryota; Fungi; Ascomycota; Eurotiomycetes; Eurotiales; Aspergillaceae
Product: FG-nucleoporin NUP159
Exons: 3
Coding region: 1-4449 (1482 amino acids)
Biological process (GO): RNA export from nucleus; protein import into nucleus
Cellular component (GO): nuclear pore
Molecular function (GO): protein binding; structural constituent of nuclear pore
Source: RefSeq, a predicted model, not a curated record
AUGGCCUUCGGCUUCGGGUCGUCUAUCCCUGCUGGAGGGAGCGCGUCUAUGGAGCUUGGGCCGGAGGUCCCAGAAGUCUUCACGGAUCAUAUUGGCUUCAAAGGUGUUCAUGGCGAUGCUAACGUCCGUCUCCUCUCCACCCCUUGGCCCGAAGAUGCCCUCCCCUCCCCAACCACAUCUCUCCUAGCUGUCGCGCAGAGCAAAGGAGUCCUUGUUGGUGCAGGUCCCGAUGCUCUCGUUGUCGCUAGCACCGAAGCGGUGCGAAAAGCUAUCGAAGCUCCAACGGGAGAGGAGAAAAUAAAAACCAAACCAUUCCAACCACAAGCCACCAUCCCUCUGCCUGCGCGCCCAACACAUGUGGCAUUUACCGCAAGCGAGGACGCAUUGAUUGUGGCCACAGAAAAUGGUUCUCAACUGUCGAUUUUUGAGACGAACAGCCUUUCGCAAUCGAAUGCGCAACCGGCCCUUUCUGUUUCAACAAAUGGCGUCACGAUUCGAUCUCUCGCGCCAAACCCGGAUCCUACUUCAACCUUUGUUGCCUUGGUUACCAUUAAUGGUGAACUACUCAUUGCAGACUUGAAGAGUGGUAAUAUUGUCUCUAAUGCCAACGGCCCUUUUCUCAGGACUGGCGUUAGCACUGUCGGGUGGAGCAACAAGGGAAAGCAACUCGUGGCUGGUAUGGCCGAUGGAACAGCGGAACAAAUGACACCGGAUGGAACGAAAAAGGACCAUAUUCCUCGCCCAUCUGACUUGGAAGGGGAGUGCCAUGUUUCCUCCAUCGCAUGGCUUGAGAAUGACAUCUUUUGCAUGGUGUAUACCCCGAAUGCCCCAGAGGACGAUUAUGGUAUCCCGGCCUCAUCUUACUACAUUAUCACAAGACGGAAACAGGCUCCUUUCUUAAUCCAGAAAAUGUCGGAAAUUUGUUCGCCGAUUGGCUUCAACAUGAAGCGUUCGCCCGCCUACCAGUUUAUCGUGCGGCUACGAGACUACAAGCCACAUAUGAAAGACGUUCUGAUCGUCUCUUCUACCUGCUCCUCAGAUAUCGGUCUUAUCGCGCGAUCGGAACAACCAUUGGCGAGUGAUGAGACCGCCAUGGGCCUUGCUGGGCAUUUCGCCCCGACAGGUGUUGACGAUGAUAUCAAAAGAGCAUCAGUUCCCUUAAAGGAUGAUCUUGGAGAAACUUCUGUGAUCGGCAUGGCCCCUUAUUUUUGCUCCAAUGGCAAUGUUAUCGCACCCAUUGUGGGCGACGACGACAUCCAAGAGAGCUCGACACCCCUGCCAGGCUUGCUUCUCCUAAAUAAUGAUGGGAUUCUUUCCUCCUGGUGGUUCAUCUAUAAUGACGCUAUUCGCCAAAACGUUCCUUACUCGGGCCUUGUCUCGGGCAGUCAGAUUGCGCAGCAGCCGGCUGGACCCUCCCCUGCUCUUGCUGCCGCUCCCGCUCAGCAACAAGCCACAUUUGGCCAAUCUUCCUUUGGCAGCGCUUCUCCUUUCGGUUCUUCGACCUUUGGAAAGCCCUCAGGUGGCCCAUCCUUUGGUAGCCCCUCUCCGAUGGGAGCUGCGGCAUUCGGAAAGCCCUCUGCACCCUCGUUUGGAAGCCCCUCAACUCUGGGUGGCGGUGCAGCUCCUUCAUUUGGAAAACCAUCCACUCCAGGCCCAGCUUUUGGAGCUCCUUCACAGCCGGGAUCCGGAUUUGGUGCCGUGGGAUCGACCUUCGGACAGCCUAGCACUCCAGGAAAAAGCCUUCUGGGACCUGGAACUGGCACUACAGGAGGCGGCUUCAGCUCUUUCUCUCGUGGUGGUGGGUUCGGUGGCUUUGCAGCCGCUAAGCCCGGCGAGUCACCGUUUGCAAAGGCAUCAGGUGAAAGUGCAUUUACAAAGGCAUCAACCUCUUCACCUUUUGGAUCCAAACUCGAUACCGAAACCGCCUUUGCGCCACCAAAAUCCAAUGAAAUUAAGAAUCCGUUUGGUUCUGGUGCAAGCGGGUUCUCCCUGGGUUCCACUUUUAAGGCUGACAGUACGGCAGCCAAAGAUGAACCAAAAUCUGACAAGCCAUCAUCGGGCGCCUUUUUUGGCGGUUCGUUCGACGAAAUGGUCACUAGUAAGCCAGAGACACCCGGAGAAACCAUGGAUGACACGGAGGAUAAGCCUGCUCCCGAGCAGCCCCAGAAGACUCAGCCAACAUCCAUUUUCGGAGCGCCAAUCAAGUCAACAACUCAGACUUCGUCCUUGUUCGGCUCGAAACCAAUCCAGCCAGCACAACCUCAACCUUUUGUCGAAACGAGUAAACCAUCAACCUUUUCAAUCUUUGGCAACAGUACCACGACUUCUACUGCUCAGUCAAGUUUUCAAACCAAUACGUCUCAGAAUCAGGUAACAAGCCCUCUUUCAGCACCUUCAGAUAAAACCGAGACACCAAAGAGGGAACCAUCUGUUUCUACACCGACUCUGUCCUCACUUGAGGCUCCGUUGCCCCCGGAUUCCAUGAGCAGAGCAAGUUAUGCACCUGGUGACACCUCAGCUUCGUCUAAUGUAUCGAAGAGCUCUGUCGAUGACGCACCUUUGCCUCCAGACUUCACUACUGCAACAAAGCCUACUCCAAAGUCUGACGAUGUGCCCCCUCCCUCACCUUUCUUUAUUGAGAAGCAAUCCACUCCGAAGCUUGACGGUUCUCCUCGGACUUCAGACUUCAUCUCUAAGCCGAAAAAGACCGACAGCCAACCACCCGUUAUCGAAGACGCUCCCUUGCCUCCUGACCCAAGCAUCACAAAGAUCAAGUCUGAACCCGAGGAGGAGACUGUUUCGCUUCCCGAAAUAUCUAAUGCCGGGUCUGAUGCCGAUCAGGAUGCAGAUGAGUCAGAUUUCAGCGAUAGUGGCGAGGAGAUCACGCGCGAUGAAACAAAAAUUCCGAGUCCCAAGCCCUCCGCGGAAAGCUCGUUCGGUGGCUUCUCUGACAAAAGCUCCACGGGAGGCAUCUUCAGUGGAGUUUCGAAAACUGCCCCGAAGCAAACGCAAGGGCAGCCGCCUCGCCAAUUGUUUGGAGAGAUUCCAAAGCAGCCUCUUCUUCCCCCUCCUGGUCCAGCUGCUCGGAAUGGGCGCGAGCCUUACCGGUCCCCAAGUCCUACCCGUGUUCAAUCACAGAAGAGCACUAUGUUAUCUCGCAAUAUAAACCGAGAGCCUGGCAGCGCUUUGGCUUCUCGAAAGGCAUCCCUGACUCAGAUUGCUCAGCGUGACGGCCAGUUGCGGAAAGUCAGUGAUUCUACUAGCUGGCAAGAGCAAGCUCAUGCCUCAGUUGCCGCUCAGCGCCAGGAGGAGGAAAUUCUCUCUUUGUCAGAUGAUGACGAGGAUGAGAGACUUCGUGCCGAUCUUGCUCGCCCAGCUGAGCCCGCUGCCACACUUGAUCCAUUCCUGCCGCACCAGAACUACACCGGAGAGACUGCUAAGCCAGGAAUUCCCGGCAUGAUUGAACGCCUAUACCGCGAUAUUAACUCCAUGGUUGAUACGCUUGGCGUCAAUGCUCGCUCUCUGGAAUCAUAUCUCCUUUACCAGCAGCCCCCCAAGAAAUCGGAUGCAACUCAAUGGGUGACCAUCCUAAAGGGCGAACAGCCUGACGAUGUACUUGAUAAGGAAAUGUUUCUGCAGGACAUUGCCAAUCUCGAAGAUGUUGUUACUGCCCUUUCCCUUUCUCUUAAUGAAGAGCGCCUUCAAUCGGUCGAAGACAAGUUAGACCAAUGUCGUGAGCUGCUCACAAAAGAGAUCGUGACUUUACGUGGUCAAUGCGCCAGCAUUCGAAAGACCCUCGAUGCGCACACUGAUACGGGAGCGAUUCUCUCGGCACCGCUUUCCGCCGAACAGGCUACUCUCCAACAUGAUCUGCGAACUGCCUUCACCACCAUCCAGGCCAAGAUGGCUGAUCUCGAGCAAGGGGUCUCAAUGUUGCGUGCUAAGCUCGCCGAUGUCCCACGCCCUGAUGGAGCAGCCAGUACCUCUCGGAAGCGACCCACUGUAGAAGCUGUCACCUCAACCAUUGCCACUAUGAUGAGUAUGGCAGAGAGCAAGAGCAGUGAUAUCGAUUUGCUUGAGGCUCAAAUGCGCAAGCUCGGUGUCGACGUUUCCUCGACAGUUCCUGCCAGCCGCGAAAAUUCGCCCUUCACUACCCCCCGCAAGAAUGCCGGGCGCUUCCCAACCACCCCCGGCUCUCGCGGCUCUAUUGACAAUAGUGCUUACCACACUCCCGAGUCUGCAUCGCGCGGCGGCAAUUUCCGGGCCAGCAUUACCGGCUCCGCGAAGCACAGUCGCCUGCGUUCCGUUGACAUCGCCGGGCCUGUGGUCGUGCGCGAGGAUACCUCCCAAUGGAAGGCUAAGACCGAACGUCGCAAGCACCUGGUAGGCAACCUGAAGAGCGCAUUCGAGAAGCGAAAAGUCAAAGUACGUGGAAUGGAUGAUCUCUAG